AAAUAUAGGAACAAAGCCUUAAAUCCCACGCUAUAUGAAGGAGCAUUUUAACACUUGAAAUGUACGCCUCGUUCACAAGUCACAAAGGAAAACGUGGCUCGUAAGACUCUUCGACUCCUUGCCGCUUCAUAUUUGUGAGUGAAACGACUCUAUCAUAGCAUCAUGGUGAAACGCCAAUUGGAUUUUAGUAUCGACAAUGACAGCAGCAACGGCAAUGAUACUGAUUAUCAAACUAUUAACGGCCGUCGAGUUCUCCGCUCUCGGUACCUCGCCGUCAAGAACGUGAUUAACGGUGAUGAAAUGGAGCAUAAUGCAGAGCUUAACUGUGAAAUGUUCGGUACGAUCUUCGGUGAAAUGGAGAGCUUACACAAGCUAGUAACAAAACCGAGAGAACAAGUAGCUGAUGCACAGGCUCUGUUGGACAUGACCAAAUCCUUGGUUAUAUCUGCGAAAGUUCACUUUAGUGGUGGACUCACUCCUUCAGCCUUUGUCACUCACAUUCUUCAAAAAUUCGGAGCAUGUGGUGGAACAAUUACUAGCACAGAAGAUUGCAGCAGAAACUCAAUAUCUUGGAAGGACAUUGGAGUUGCAGUUUCAAGUACUUUUGGAGGGGGAUAUGGGUUUUCUACAAUGAUUGGCCCAAUGGAUGCUAAAAUAAAGCAGAGGAGGGUUAUUAAUCGAAAAAAGCAUGUGAAGCCCGCUGAAUUGGCACGGCCAGAAGAGCUUGUUGAAGGUUCAAGGGAAGAGAGAAAUGAUACUGAUAAAAAUAUGUUAACUAUGUUUAACAUCUUAAGGAAGAAUAGAAUUUUCAGGCUUGAAAAUUUGGUUUUGAAUAAAAACUCUUUUGCACAAACGGCGGAGAAUUUAUUUGCUUUAUCUUUUUUAGUCAAAGAUGGUAGGGCUGAAAUAAAAGUGGACAAGGCUGGACGGCAACUAGUUUCGCCAAGGAAUGCUCCUACUGCAAAAUCAGUUAUUUCUAAGGACGUUGUUUUGAGCCACUUUGUAUUCCGAUUUGACUAUAAUGAUUGGAAGUUGAUGGCUCGCUCUGUUGGGGUUGGGGAGGAGUUGAUGCCACAUAGGAAUAUCCAAUCACAGAUUCAGAGUGAAGUACCUGCAUGAACUGAUUGGAAUAGUUGAAGACUGAAAUUUAUAUAGUGUUAUUAUAACGUACAAAGUUAUGAUGUACAGAGUACAGACAUUUUGCACGUGUCUAGAGUAUACUAAGUCUUUUCAAGAUUUAAUAGUUUUAAGUGCAUACAAAUAUGCUUGUUAUUAAGGCCGUCAAAGAAUAGAUAAUGGCAAGUUACUGAUUUCUAUCAUUUUCUCAUAAGCCUAUCAUUUUUAAAUUUCAA
Cicer arietinum (chickpea) is the source of this 1352-nucleotide messenger RNA. RefSeq names its product non-structural maintenance of chromosomes element 4 homolog A-like. The record is from RefSeq and is a predicted model, not a curated record. Gene Ontology annotation, biological process: DNA repair. NCBI's taxonomy places the organism in Eukaryota, Viridiplantae, Streptophyta, Magnoliopsida, Fabales, Fabaceae. Gene Ontology annotation, cellular component: nucleus; Smc5-Smc6 complex.